Messenger RNA from Porites evermanni, 3875 nucleotides. Lineage: Eukaryota; Metazoa; Cnidaria; Anthozoa; Scleractinia; Poritidae. The record is from the annotation of a GenBank genome assembly.
CGAAAACAAAUUUCGCCACGAUGCGUUGCUCAUUUUUUACACCAGCAUUGAUCUGAUAUUUAAGUUUAUUCUCGACGUUUCUUCGACAUUUGAAAUAAUUUUUGAAAGUUUUGGAUUGGACAAGAAAUGCAAGCAGGAGCAGAGCGUCCCUUUAUUAUCCGUCAUUUCACUUCAAUCACUCGAAUAUUUGGACUAUUCACAAGUGCAGGUAAAUUAAAGCUUUGACAGUAGAGACUGAUCAGGAUUGCUCUAUUUUCUUAACAUUAAUGAUUGAGUAAAUAAUUUGAGUGCUAUUAUUUUCGCAGUCAUGUCAUAGGGCGGGGAAACAAUUUUAUUCUUUUUCUUGAAAAACUUGAAAUACAACAGCUGAUCGUGUGAAGUUGACUUGAAAGGGAUUUAUUUUGAUCAUAACGCAGUUUUACGCCGCGUGUAUUUUAACAAACUUAAAAACCCGGAUGCCCUAGAAAUUCUAGUUCAAAGAUGCCCCUCGCCUGUUCUCUAAAUUCCAAAAUUCGUUCCAUGAUAUGGAAAUGAAAAUUUUUGAAAAUAUUGCCUUUUGUUUUUAAAUUUUGUCAUCAGGUCUGUGGUGGACGGGACUCUAUUUGGUUGACAGUGCAGACAAAAGAAUUGCUGCAUACCUAAUGUAAGUGAGUUAUGUUGGGUCAAUAUUUUAUUCUUUGACGAGUAAUUCUCCAGAGUGAGUUCUCUGUCUCACUGUUUAAAGCUGCUGGGGAUAUUUUGCUGAAAAAAGCGGUACUUUUGUUAACUGUAACUACAUGUAUUCAAGUUUCAAAGGCACUGAGUGUUUUUCAGAUGAGCAUCUCUGCUUUGAUCUUUGCUGGUACAAUUUACAGAUUAGAACUUAUUUGUCACAGUUUAAAGGUGUUUUGUUGCAUGAUCAGACAACAUUUUUAUUGAUUUACCACAAAUUUUGUUGAAUUACCACAAAUGCAUACAUUUGUCAAAAAUGUAAUGUUCACAGCCUUUCAGAAUCUGAAAAUGGAAUUUUUCUUUUUAUUGUCACAGGCCACAAUGUACUUAAAUUUGGUUAAUCCAUACUCUACUAGUCUUACCCCCGAUAAAUACCAUAAAUCCACUGUAAAGCCCCACGGGGGGCUUAUUAGUUUCAAACACAUUUGACCAGCUAACAUUUUGUCUUUUAUAGGAUUUGUGGAACAGCUGUGACAUUUUUUGAGUUCAUGUUUAUUCUGGACAAAUGCGUUUGUUGCAGGUAAUAAAAAUGUGAAGGAAGAAAAAUUUGCACUAAUAUAUCCUUUCUUUUGACCAUGGUCGAAAUGAAUUUAAACUCCUAACUUGUGCAGGUAGAAAAAAUCUUUCAAACCAUGCCCAAAUAAGUGUGAUUCAGUGAAAUGUGCAAAAGAAAAAUUUAAAAACCAUGUAAAUAACAUUGAAAAAAUUCCAUGAAGAAAGAAAAGGAGGGAAUGAUCCUGGUGUUUCCAAAAUAUUUUUCCCACAAAGUGAAGCCUUGUAAAUGUCCAGCAAAAGGAAAAUACGGGGAAAGGAAAUGAAAAGAAGUGAGGAGGAGAGAAGAGAAAAGAUAAAAGUUGAGUGGCAAUGCAUUCAGGACUCAUUUUUACAGGGCUUCUAAUAUUUCGCGCGGUCGCAGAGCCGCGAAAUUCAGGUAAAUCCGCGAAAUUCACAAAAACACGCAAAAUACUGCUAAAUUCGGUAGAAAUCGUAUCAAAUACAUGUCUGUACAGCAAUUUUGAAACUUGCCUCAGCUACUGGCGGUAUUUACUUGCCGUAAACUCGCAAAUUUAUGUCAAACCUUCGUCACUGAAACGUGGAAACAAUGUCCCGAAACUACCAGGCGUAGAUUAUGUUGCGAAAAACUGGGCACUAGCCAUGAUGUUAAGUCUUUUCCAUUGGUUCAUUUCUAGAGCGUAUUGUUGUUGAAAGAGCAAAUGAUGAUGUCUGUUAGAAAAACAUUAAAAACGCUGGUCUGAUCAGCGCAAAACCGAUCGAUAUGUUGCAAAAUUUGCCCUGAAAAUGACCACAAAAUCCGCCGUUUUUUUGCUGAUUGCUUUCCGGCCAAGUUUGCCCUGAAAAUUCCCACGAAAUUCCCGCGAAAUCGGCCGAUUUUUGCGCAAUUUUGUCCCCGAACAUCCCGCGAAAUUUGACUUUUUUUUCCACGAAUUAUCAGAAGCCCUGUUUUUAGGUAGUAUCGCUUCUUUCUGGCCAGUAGUAGUGCUGUCAACUCUCUUGGAUAAUCUGGGAGACUCCAGAUUCUAGACCGUAUCUCCUGGUCUCCAGGUUAAAGUCUGAAAUCUCCUGGAUAAUCGCCAAAGUUUGCCAUUUCUUGUAGACUCGACUUUGCAACAAUGAAAUUUGAAAUACAUGUAUUUUCUGUUGUUUGAGCUAUUUUACUCUUAACAUUGAACGUUUCCUAUAUAAACUCUGGUAUGCCCAGUGAUUGUAAUAUAAGCAAUAAUGUGACUGGUGCGAAGUAAACCAAUGAGAUCAAAUGUUACAAUGCUAACAACAUCUUUUUUAAGCAUUUUGUGCCAUCACAGAUAUUCAUGAUGAUCGGAGUCAAUGAGUAUUUAUGCACAGAUGAUGUCAUGUGCCGUGCAUUAUGAUGUCAUCUAUCGUCCCCUCGCUAUGCAAUUCUCAAUAAUUAAAAACGUGGGGGGUUAACAGCCCAGCCAGUAGUGUCCACAAAAUAGCUUGACUAGCUUCCAUAGCAUUUGAAUUUUCAGGGCUGAAUAGAUAAAGUAGAAGUGACCCUUGUACUGAGUACCUUAUUGGUACUUAAUUUUGUGGGUCUUUAAUUUCCUGUUUUUUGCGAUAAAUUUGUAAAAAAAAUUCAUGAAAUUAAGACCUGCAAAUAUAAAUCCUUGCAAGAAUUUAAGCUUGCAAAAUUUAAUACCGACAUAAAAAAUCCAAAACACAGAUAAAAUUAUUGGCAUAUAAUAGCAACAACAUAUGCAGGAUGCGAUAUGUUUCAACAAAUACACAAAUUGUCGACUGAUUUUGCUGGUAAACUCCAUACCUUCAGUGGUGAAGUAAUGUUGAUUUGCAAAAAUUUCACUCAUCAGUUGUUCCAUGAGUUUGUUUAGAGGUUUUAAAAAGUUAAGACCUUUUGAAAGAUAAAAAAAAGUUGAGAAAACUUAAAUCACAAAAUUUGAUGCCUUUUUAACAUAAUAUUUGCCUGUUGAAAUCGAGAAACUAUAAAAACAUGGCGAAAUACCAUCUCUCAAAAAUUGCAAAACUAAGUACAAUAAGCAACAUGUAACUUUGACUGUUUAACUUUGUUUUUCCAUAGAUUCACAACAUAAUUUUACUUUUAUUUCAGGGAAGAAAGCUGUGCUCACACACUGUGGAAGUACUUGUUAGCUGUUGACAACUGGAAGAAAACUUUGUUAUAUGGUGCUUUGUCAAUUGUCUGCUACUUGCAUCCUAAUGAGUACUGGCAAGCUGCGAUUGCAGGGGUUGCAUUAGACAUCACAGCGAUAAUGUACUUGAUACGAACAUUCAGAACCAGAAAUCACAGUGAACCCUAUAAAUAUAAACAACUGGAAGUCAGAUGAAAAAUAGAUUAUAGUUUAUUUCUCAGUUUCAGGACAUACAAAGACAAUCUGCAGGUCAUAUAUUUUAUAAAUAAUAAUGUAAUUUAAUUGGUUUCAGAAAAUAUUUACAGUUAUUGUUGUCCAUUAAAGGAACGUUCAUGUGUAAACCUUGACUGGAAUUUCCGGAGAUGAGAUAAGGAGAUGGGGCUUUUACCAAAAACGGUCUGUAUGGGCAAAUUUUUUUUUCAUUUUCUGGGAAAACAAAAUAAUUUAUUGGAAAUAAUGACAGGAUCUGAAAUGCGCAUGAAAUAAUGAGCUUGUUUUUAUUUGCUUGCACUAGAAUAC